Messenger RNA from Penaeus vannamei (Pacific white shrimp), 7310 nucleotides. The record is from RefSeq and is a predicted model, not a curated record. NCBI's taxonomy places the organism in Eukaryota, Metazoa, Arthropoda, Malacostraca, Decapoda, Penaeidae.
CAACCCCCGCAGCGCCUACCUGGGCUGGGCCUCGACGGGCGACAACAACGCGAAGCUUCAGGGCUUCGUGAUUCAGUACCGGACGCGGCUACACCCCGAGUGGAAGGACGCCAAGAACCAGAUUCCGGCCGCGGAAACCUCUUUCACUGUGAACAUGAGUCCCGGCCUCAACUACACCUACCGGGUGCUGGCCUUCAACCGCGUGGGCAUGUCGGAGCCCAGCGAGGACACGGCCGAGUGCUCGGCGCCGGGCCUGCCGCCGGACUUCCACCCCGAGAACGUCACCGUGAGCGGGCCCGCCCCCGGCGUCCUGCACGUCUCCUGGGAGGAAAUGGAGCCCGAGGACCACAACGGCCCCGACUUCCAGUACAAAGUGUCUUGGCGCGCUCUUGAUGACGACGACGAUGACGACGACGCCGACGAGGACGACGGAAACGCGACUGUCGCCGAGGAGGAUGGAGACGAGGACGGCUGGCAGACGAAGAUGAUCGAGGACUGGGAGGAGUCGGAGUUGGAGCUGGAGAACCUGCCGCCCUACCAGGAGUACGAGGUGAAGGUGGAGGCGCGGAACUCCUACGGCGAGGCCCUUGAAGAAGCCGACGUCAUCACGGGCUUCUCUGGCCAGGAUGAGCCCGAAGUUGCGCCCGCGAAGGUCAGGGUUGCCGACGCUGACGCAACGGAUGUUGUUCUCACUUGGAAGCCUGUAGACGAAGAUUCCCUAAACGGGCCUCUCCUUGGCUAUAAGGUGGAGUACUGGGAGGAGUCAGACGACAGCGACCCGGAGGAAAUUCUGACGACGGGUCCUGUCGCCCGCGCCGAGCUCACGGGUCUCCGCCCCUUCACCAACUACCACGCCCGGAUUAGCGUCGCCAACACGGAGUACACAGGGCCGUCCAGCGACACAGUGGAAUUCACAACUGCUGAAGGAGAUGCUGGUGCAGUCUCUGACCUAGAGGUGCGAGCAAUGGGCGCUGACAGUCUGGUAGUGAAGUGGGACGCUCCCGACGAUCCUCAGGGCGUAAUCCUCGGAUAUGAAGUCAGGUACCAGAAAGUAGACGAAGACGGAGAGGAGGAGUGGGAGCACUACGAGGGGCACAUCCCCGCCUCCACCAGGAUGGUCAAGCUCGCCGACCUAGAGGAGGAGGUCAGCUACGAGGUCAGCGUCGCUGCCGUGAACGGAGCCGGGGAAGGUGAAUGGACAUCUUCCACGGUUGACCUGGAAGCGCCUGAACCACAGGUGCCAGCUGUGCCUGUAUUUAGCUGGUCAUUCCAGAAGGAGGUCGAGGAAGACCACACAGACAGAGACGGGGACGGCGAUGUGGACGAGGAGGACAUCCGAAAUAAGAAUAUGAUUAUCGGUGAUACUGAUGGGGACGGCGACGUAGACGAGGACGAUGUUCUGGAUACAGAUAAUGAUGGAGAUAUUGACGAAGAAGAUAUUGCAGUCGCUGAUAUCGAUAAUGAUGGGGACGUCGACGAAGAUGAUGUGGAAGCUGCAGAUAGGGAUGGCGAUGGAGAUGUCGAUAUUGCUGACAUUGGUGAUGAGGACGGAGACGGAGAUUUCGAUGGAGACGAUGUUAUCGCAGCUGAUGAGGACGGAGAUGGCGAUAUCGACGCAGCAGAUGAGGACGAGGAAAACGUUCUUUUGGAAGACAAAAAUGCAGAUGGGGUCAUUGAUGAAGACGAUGUUGGCGAUAUCAACAACGACGGAAUCAUCGACGAAGAGGACUUAGAUGAAGCAGAUAUUGAUAAUGACGGGGAUGUCGACGAAGAUGACCUCAAAAUUGCUGAUAAAGAUGGAGAUGGGGAUGUCGACGCGGCAGACGUCCUCGACCUGGACGGCGACGGAAGAGUUGACGGGGACGACCUCGAAGUCACAGACAGAGAUGGCGAUGGCGAUAUUGACGCUCGGGAUUACAAGUUGAAGUCGAUUUUCUUGUCGGAUGUGGAUGGCGAUGGAGAUGUUGACUCUGAUGAUGUUAUCGACGUUGACGACGAUGGUGACAUAGACGAAGAUGAUAAAGCCAUUGCUGAUAUUGAUAACGAUGGGGAUGUAGACGAGGAUGACGUUAAGGCAGCUGAUCGGGAUGGAGACGGUGAUGUUGACAUUGCAGACAUAGGAGAUGAAGACGACGAUGGCGAUAUUGAUGGGCAGGAUGUUAUUCUUGCUGAUAAAGAUGGUGAUGGUGACAUUGAUGCAAGCGAUGAUGAUGAAGAGGAUUCUCUCCUCGAGGAUCGCAAUGGCGACGGCACCAUCGAUCGUGAUGAUGUAGGAGACCUCGACGGCGAUGGGGAUGUGGAUCUAGAAGAUUUUCAGGCUGCAGAUAUAGACGACGAUGGUGACGUAGAUGCGGAUGAUGUCAAGGCAGCCGACAGAGAUGGCGAUGGAGAUGUUGACGCCGCUGACGUCCUUGACCUUGAUGGCGAUGGCGAAAUUGAUGGCGAUGACCUAGAACUGGAAGAUCGCGAUGGUGAUGGUGACAUUGACAUCAAGGAUGUUAAAUAUCAACAUACAUUACUUGCAGACACGGACGGUGAUGGAGACAUUGAUGAAGAUGAUGUUUUAGAUAUUGAUGGUGAUGGAGAUAUUGAUGAAACUGACAUCAAGGCAGCAGAUAUUGAUGAUGAUGGUGACGUAGACGAGGACGAUCUGAAGCAUAGCGAUAGAGACGGAGACAACGACGUUGAUGCGUCAGACGUCCAGGACCUUGACGGCGACGGCUUCAUAGACGAAGACGACCUGGACGUGAAGGACAAAGACGGCGACGGUGACAUUGACCGCGACGACUUCCGACUCCGAAAGGUCAUCCUCGCUGACACCGACAACGAUGGCGACAUCGAUGAGGAUGAUGUUCUUGAUACGGACAAUGAUGGUGACGUCGAUCAGGAAGAUAUCGAUGUAGCUGACAUUGAUAACGAUGGUGACGUCGACAAGUAUGACAUCGCGGCCGCCGACAGGGACCAUGACGGAGACGUCGACGUGGCUGAUAUUGGAGACGAGGACGGCGACGGCGACGUAGAUGGGGACGACGUGAUCAAGGCCGACAAGGAUGGUGAUGGUGACAUCGACAAUGAAGACGAUGAUGGAGAGCAUGUCCUUCUGUCGGACAUUGAUGGCGAUGGGGACAUCGACGUCACCGACAUCGAUAAUGACGGUGAUGUUGACGAAGACGACAGAAAAGCUGCCGACGUUGACAACGAUGGCGACGUCGACAAAGACGACGUGGCUGCGGCGGACCGAGAUGGAGACGGGGACGUCGAUGCGGCUGACAUUCUAGACGUCGAUGGCGACGGUGACGUGGACGCCAAAGAUCUCAUGGCGGCGGAUAAGGACGGCGACGGAGAUAUCGACCAGGCGGACGUGGAGAACAUGGACGUGUUCCUCAAGGACACGGACGGCGACGGUGACGUUGACGAGGACGACGUGCUUGACACGGAUCACGAUGGAGACGUGGAUGAAGAGGACAUCGCCGUGGCGGACAUCGACAAUGACGGCGACGUCGAUAUGGACGACGUGAUUGCGGCUGACCAAGAUGGCGAUGGAGACGUCGAUUUCAAAGAUAUUGGAGACGAAGACGGGGACGGAAACAUUGACGGCGACGACCUGGAGGCGGCCGACCGAGACGGCGACGGCGACGUGGACGCGGCCGACGAUGGGCGCGGAGUCGACGUCGUCAUCAACUGGAAGCCCGACUUCGACAAACACCCCGGAGUCGACUUCUACGUAGAGAGCAGGAUCCAGGGGACGAGUGAGUGGCAGUCGUCGCCCGUAGAGCGCCGCCACCUGUACCAGACGCUGAGCGGGCUGGAUCCUCGCAGGAACUACGAGGUGCGCGUCGUGGCGCGGGACGGCGACUACGAGACGCCCUCGGGAAUCACCGUCAUCCAGGCUUCCGAAGACAUGGGUCAGGAGGAGCCGACGGUGGGGGCGGUGGUGGAGGACAACCCGAUCCUGUGGACCUGGUUCGUCAUCGCCGUCAUGGCCUCCGUCACGAUGAUCUGCGUCGUGUUCUUCUCGAUGUGGGUGUACAGUCACCGCAUGGCCCGCGUGGCUGAGCUGCGAGCCAGCCUGUACGAGGGCUACGAGCCCGCGCAGCCCGAGCCCACCAAGAAGGACGCGGACGUGGAGGCCGCCAAGCCGGAGGAGGUCGUCGAGGACGAGAUGACGGCCAACUUCCAGCGCAAGCAACUCGCGGCCAUGAUGAAGCGCCAGGAGACCGUGCAGAGCGUGGACUCGUUCGCCUCCCACGACGACGACUUCGCUGAGUACGGCGACGAGAGCAUGGGUCGCUUCACCGACGACGGAUCCCUCAUCCACCAGCGAGUGUGAGGGGCGCCGACGCCGCCGGAGCUCGGAGCGCGCGCCGACGCCGAGGACGACCCCGCCGUGACAUCCAGCUCGUCUUCAGACUUCUUCUCAGAGACAAAUUCCUCUCGCCAGAGUUGCGGCGCCUCUCUCACGCCAUCACAAUCCUGUCAUCAUCAGCCAUCUCUCUCUCAUCACCAUCGCUUUUGUGUCAUCGCGAGUUCAGACCCACUCGGGGCGGUAGGAUUCAAGCGAUAUGGCUUCCUGGGCUUCCUCUUCAUUGAUCCUGUAUCCAUGAUGUCUUGUCAUGAACUCGCGUGUCUGAGUUCAUUUUAUUCCGAGGGAUAGGCUUCUGGGGAAGUGUACGUAAGUGUGUGUGUGUGUGCGUGCAUUGGUGUGCGUAGAUGUACACGCAUGCACUAACAUGCGUAUAUACACCAAUGCAUUUUCCGUUUUUUCUGAUAUUUAAGAGCAGCAUUUCAUAAACUUACUACUUUCCCUGGGCAGUCACUAUGAAGACAUGAGUCAUCGCAUCUCUACCGUGCCCGGAAUACCCCAAAUAACACCCAGUCUUUGUCUAGGCUGUCAUGUCACUGACUGUUGAACUGCGUCUCCCUGUUCAGAUGAGUCUAUAUGAUGCUUUAAACAAAAAUAGUUGUUUGUGAAGUGAAGAGUUUGUCACAGAACAGAAGUCGGUCCUUCGUUUGAGAGAACGAAGCAAAAUUUAUAGAGCGCUAGUUACCUGGCAAAGUGGGACUAAUGACUUCCUUGGAAUGGUCGAUGGACUGAGAUGGUGUAUGUCAUAUAACUAGAUGUCAUUCUAUAUCAGAAAAUGUUUGCUGGUGUUCCUGUAGGUACAACUACCCCCACGUAGACGCCCCUGAAGCAUGCGGAACACAGCCAGUGGGCGGCCUGGUCGGUCUCCGCAGCCCCAACCAUAGGCUGACAAACCAACAUGAAAGGGAAUCUGUAAAAGGAAUGGCGCAGCUGCCUUACAGAGCGCCCGCUCACUGUGCCGAGCGGUGCGACGUCUUAUUUUACUUAUUCCCGCUAAAUGUUCUGGUGAAGAGAACAAAUGCAUUCGGGAAACAGCCCCAGAGUGUUUCAAUGUUAUUUCCAUUUUGCAAAUUCGAAUUUGAUUUUUAUAUAACAAAACAAUAUAAGCUACGCAACAAAUAUAUUAGUUUGUUAAUGAAAGAUAAAUGAAUAUAUAUAUAUAUAUACAUAAAAAAAACUUGUCUAGUACUUAGUGCCUUUUGCGUGGCGUCACACACCAUCUAGUAGUAUUACACUACUGAAACAGUCAUAUGAAUUAAGGCUUCUGCUUAGCCUUAAGAUGUCUAAACCCAAGUGAUGGCCAUUUGAAAUGCCUGCAACUUGCACUGAGGUCUGACCCGUCAUCUCACACGCAUGUCAAGUGAGCAGCCACAUGUCAUGUGACUUUGCGCGCCAUCUGUGUUACGUGUAACCUCGUCGAAAGUAGCUUCAUCUGUUUCCCGUCACCUCUCGGGCUCUUCAGCAUUCUGGUGACAGGCGGCCAGAGCUCUCGCUCGAGGUGGUCGACUCGAGGAGGACCUCUCCACGGCUGCACGUUCGCCUUCAGGAUUCGAGGCGCCCGGCCUUGCCGGUGGCAUAAACUCAUCAUGGAAAUGAUACUGGAGAAGUGACUCAUCCUGUGUGUAACGUUAUAAAAGUCAGUCCUGUGAAUAUUGUUAUUAAAGUGGUUGUCAGAUAUGCAACAUUUUCAGAUUUUAUAUUUGUGUACAACACUUUCUUACUGGUGUUCAGUCUUGUUCGAAGAUGGAAACUGGCUUAAGGUUCGGAAUUACAGGCCCGACCUUGCGUUUAGCUGCAAAGAGGCACUUUACAGCUUACAAGGCACUCUUCUUGAAAAGCAUGUUGGGAGGUAGCGUGAUGCAUCUCCGAUAAGGACAGUGUUGUUGAUAUGAUUAUUUCAGUAUCAGUGUCAGUACUCAAAACUUCAUUCAUACAAAGUAUUCUGUUAGACCUCGUGCUGGUUACAGGUAUUGUUCUCUGAAAGUUACAUGUAUUUUUUUUUUUUUUAAAUCCCGUGCUGAACCUUGUAAAUUUCAUACUUGUGUUGGAACUGUAAACCAUUGAUAACUUAUUUGUGUACUGUUGGUCUUCCGUGAAACUUCCUUUUAAAAGGAUAUAUCAAUACUGACAUACGGACAUAGCGUUAAUAUCUAUUUUCCCUGUAGCGGUGUGUGUAUGGACAGGAUGUGCGUCAGAGAAUAUGAUGCUGUAAGGCUGCGGCUGUGUGUGCCACGCCAGUUGGAUCUAUUCUUUUCACUGAAUGUGUAAAAAAAAUGUUAUUCAUUAUGUAAAUGUGUAUUCCCACAUGUAUGUCAUGCCUGUGUACAAGACUACAGUAAACUGAUCCCAACGAUUUCUUUGCAUUACAAACAUUCUAAUCCUAUUUCAGAUAGAUUACAUUCAAUGUCGUGUACUGGGAGCUUGUACUUGCAUAACUCUACGUACGCUGUACAAAAGAUGCAUGUAAUUUUGUACAUAAAUGUAGAUAUACUUGUGAAUAUAUAUGAAGUGUAUCUGUAGAUGUAUGAGGUACAUGUUAACGCAUGCCAGGAGUGCAUUUUCUUAUGGAAAAAAUAGGAUAGAAAAUAUUACCAAUGAAUUUACAGUAACAAGAAAAAAUAAAAGAAGGUAUGAAGAGGAUCCAAAGUCCAAUACCGAUAAAGGGGAUCGAUAUCUGCCGUAUGCUUCUACACAGGAUACGUCGAACGCCGCUUGGUACCUCCGCGCUGCCACGCCGUCGCGCAGGUCAGCAGUCAGCGUUUGUGCGACGAAAAGACGACCUCGGAGAAGUGUAGAGGCGAGGUGUGGCAGAAAAAGGAAGUUGAUUAUGUGAAGCGUUAUAUAUGCUUGUAUCUGAAAAAAAUACAUCCUCGUCCUCCUGUUCUUCUUCCCUUAUCUUUUCUUCUUAAUAUUUCAAAUUUCCAAUAAAGAGUUCUGUUACAAGAAA